This is a messenger RNA of Malus domestica (apple), 3341 nucleotides long. RefSeq names its product glutamate receptor 3.4. NCBI's taxonomy places the organism in Eukaryota, Viridiplantae, Streptophyta, Magnoliopsida, Rosales, Rosaceae. The record is from RefSeq and is a predicted model, not a curated record. Gene Ontology annotation, molecular function: ligand-gated monoatomic ion channel activity; signaling receptor activity. Gene Ontology annotation, cellular component: plasma membrane.
CAGUUUUUCGAUUUGACGAUUUUUAUACCCACCCCUAGUUCUGGGAAGACAGAAGUCUACCUUAGACUUUAAGAGAAACAGCAUAUGCAGAUGCAUACGUACAGUCUAAACUGUUGAAAGCUAAAGCUUCAACGAAUUUUGGCUAUUCAGGUCCUUGUUAUAUUUGACCGGCAGGUGCAGAGAUUUCUGUAGGCAUGGAGGUAUUGCUGAUGAAUAGGCCUACUGACCAUGUAUGCAAGACAACACUGUUUGCGUUGAUCUUGUGUAUGUGGGUGUCCAUGCAAGUGAUGGCUGGAACAGAAAAUGCCACGCAUUUGUCUGCAAGGCCAAGUUCUCUGAAUAUUGGAGCUCUGUUUACUUUCAAUUCGGUUAUUGGGAGGGCAGCCAAGCCGGCAAUUUUAGCUGCAAUUGAUGAUGUCAAUUCUGAUCAAAGCAUUCUUCGCGGGACAAAAUUGAACAUUAUUCUCCAUGACACGAAUUGCAGUGAAUUUCUUGGAACUGUUGAAGCUAUGGAGCUGAUUAACAACGACGUGGUUGCUGCAGUCGGCCCACAAUCCUCUGGAAUAGCUCAUGUCAUAUCCCAUGUUGUUAAUGAGCUCCAUGUACCACUUCUAUCAUUUGGAGCAACAGACCCCUCCCUUGCUGCUCUCAAAUACCCAUAUUUUGUCCGAACCACACAGAGUGACUAUUUCCAAAUGUAUGCAGUUGCUGAUUUAGUUGAGUAUUUUGGAUGGAGAGAAGUAAUAGCAAUCUUUGUAGAUGAUGAUUAUGGCCGAAAUGGGAUUUCUAUACUAGCCGAUGCCUUGGCAGUGAAGCGUUCUAAGAUCUCAUACAAGGCUGCCUUCUCUCCUGGAGCCCUCAAAAGCGAUAUCAAUGAAUUGUUGAUGGGAGUGAACCUCAUGGAAUCUCGGGUUUAUAUUGUACAUGUUCAUCCCGACUCCGGUUUAACUAUUUUUUCCAUUGCCAAGGCACUUGGAAUGAUGACCAGUGGCUAUGUCUGGAUUGCGACGGAUUGGCUUCCUUCCUAUUUAGAUUCACUAAAUCCCCCUGGCCCUGACACAACGAAUCUCUUACAAGGGGUUGUUGCUCUCCGUCAUCAUACCCCAGAUACUGAUCUGAAAAAGCGCUUUAUGUCUAGAUGGAGCAAAUUGAAACAUGAAGGGACUCCAAGCUUCAAUUCUUAUGCGCUUUAUGCAUACGACUCUAUUUGGCUAGCAGCCCGUGCUCUUGAUGUUUUCUUCAACGAAGGUGGGAAUGUAUCUUUCUCUAAUUACCCAAGGUUGAAAGACACAAAUCGAAGCACACUGCAUUUAACAUCACUCCGCAUUUUUUAUGGAGGCCAAAAAUAUCUACAGACGAUUCUUAAGAUGAACUUCACAGGUAUAAGCGGUCAGAUUGAGUUUGAUCAAGAUAAAUAUCUAGUUCGUCCAGCGUAUGACAUUCUGAAUAUUGGAGGAACUGGUUCUCGUAGAGUUGGCUAUUGGUCAAAUUCUACUGGUCUCUCGGUCAUUGCUCCAGAGAUAUUAUAUAAGAAGCCAUUCAAUAGGAAUACGACUGCUCAACUUUAUAGUGUAAUAUGGCCUGGUGAAGUUACAGCUACACCUCGGGGAUGGGUAUUUCCCAACAACGGCAGGCCACUGCGAAUUGGAGUGCCUUAUCGAGUAAGUUACAAAGAUUUUGUGGCUAAAGACAAGAGCCCUGCAGGGGUCAGAGGAUACUGUAUUGAUGUCUUUGAAGCUGCUGUAAACUUGUUGCCGUAUGCUGUGCCACGUACGUAUAUGUUGUAUGGAGAUGGUAAGAGGAAUCCUGAGUACAGCAGUCUUGUAGCCCAGGUUGCGCAAAAUAAAUUUGAUGCAGCUGUUGGAGAUGUUACAAUUACUAAUAAUAGGACAAGAAUAGUUGAUUUUACGCAGCCUUACAUGGAAUCGGGACUUGUUGUAGUUGUUCCUGUCAAAAAGGCAAAAUCAAACCCUUGGGUUUUCCUCAAGCCGUUUACUUACCAGAUGUGGUUGGUCACCGGUGCCUUCUUCCUUUUUGUGGGAGCUGUUGUUUGGAUUCUUGAGCACCGGUUCAAUCAUGAGUUCCGUGGUCCACCAAGCCAACAGCUCAUAACCAUUUUUUGGUUUAGUUUCUCCACAAUGUUUUUCUCACACAGAGAGAACACUGUGAGCACCCUGGGACGGCUGGUGGUGAUUAUAUGGUUAUUUGUAGUGUUAAUUAUCAAUUCUAGCUACACUGCUAGUUUGACUUCAAUUCUUACAGUGCAACAGCUGACGUCACGGAUUGAAGGGAUUGAUAGCUUGAUAUCAAGUAAUGAUCGAAUCGGAGUUCAAGACGGGUCAUUUGCUUGGAGGUAUUUGGUUGAUGAGAUGAACAUAGCGGAAUCUAGACUUGUUAAGUUGAAAGACAUGGAAGCCUAUAUUAAAGCCCUUACGGAUGGACCAAGACGUGGUGGGGUAGCUGCCAUCGUUGAUGAGCUUCCUUACAUUGAGUUGUUCAUGUCCAGCACCAAAUGUGCAUUCAGGACUGUAGGGCUGGAGUUUACCAAAAGCGGAUGGGGAUUCGCCUUCCAAAAGGAUUCUCCUCUUGCUGUUGACUUGUCGACAGCGAUUCUUCAACUUUCAGAGAACGGUGAUCUACAAAAGAUCCAUGAUAAGUGGUUUAAGCAUAACGAGUGCCCUACUCAACUCAAUGACGUUGAUGCAGACCUGCAGCUAUCUCUAACAAGCUUUUGGGGCCUGUUUCUUAUCUGCGGUAUUGCAUGCUUCCUUGCUCUUGCGGUGUUCUUCUGUAGAAUCCUUUGUCAAUACCGCAGAUUUACCCCAGAGCCUGUGGAAGCGGACGCUGAGGAGAUUGGACCUACCAACACGAGAUCUAGACGCUCACUUGGGUCAACCAGUUUCAAGGGUCUUAUGGUCUUUGUAGAUAAGAAAGAAGCAGAGAUAAAGCACAUGCUGAAGCGAAAGACUAGUGAUAGUAAGCACGAAGCUAGCCCGAGCGCUGAUGGGCAGCUGCAUUCCCUUCGUGAGGAAGAUUUGCCUUCGGCGGGUUGAUUCUGCAGUGCUCCCUCAGCACUCGGUUAAUUAAAUUUUAUCUUAUACUAAUUAUAUCCAAUCCCUGUGCCAUAAGCUACGUAUAUAGAAUAACAUUAUAUGGUUUAUAGAAAGAAAAGAAAAAUUAUGAAAAUAUUUGCUAGUUUUAGACUAUUUUGUAUCUUAAACAAUAAUGCUCUUGCUCCCUAUUUUAACUGAAGGACGGAGGUCCAUAAAUUGUAGAUUAAUCUUUCUAUGGUUUACUCUACUGUAAAUUCUAGUGUACGGGAAUGAAGAUUCAAAUUCAAA